UGAUGAAAGGAGCUGUGGUAUUACGGUCCACUUUGGAAACACGUUGAAGUCUGUCCAUUGUGAAAUUGGAUCCAUAAAGAAUAAGAUCUCUGAUUGUGAUACCUGCAUAUAAGAUCUGAACCAAAAAUGUCUUGUAUAGAUCCAUUUCAACAUAUUACAACUUCCUGGUUCCAUUCAGGCACUAUGGCAUUGGGAGUGCUGACAUACCAUGAGAGAGGUUUCUCUUGAAGUUUCAGAGUCUGAUAGAAAACAGGAAGUCCCCGAGAUUGCAUGAGAUUCUAACUUCUGGAAGCAUAACUGAAUUGGUGGAACACCAGUAUUCGCACAAAUUAACUGUGACGGUAUUGAAAGCCACAAAUGUUACAAAAGGGGCUUUCGGUGAUAUGCUUGACACUCCAGAUCCAUAUGUGGAGCUGUUCAUCCCCUCAGCACCUGACUGCAGAAAGAGAACGAAACACUUCAACAAUAAUGUGAACCCUGUAUGGAACGAGACCUUUGAGUUUAUUUUGGACCCGAACCAGGAAAAUGUUCUGGAGAUCACAUUAAUGGAUGCCAACUAUGUCAUGGAUGAGACUCUUGGCACAUCAACAUUUCUUAUAUCCUCUCUGAAACUGGGGGAGAAGAAAGAAGUUCCAUUUACUUUUAAUGAAGUCACAGAAAUGAUUUUGGAAUUGUUUCUUGAAGUCUGCUCUUCAACUGACCUCCGGUUCAGCAUGGCUCUGUGUGAUCAGGAGAAGAUGUUUCGACAGCAGCGGAGGGAGAAUAUCAUGCACAAAAUGAAAACUCUUUUAGGAUCAGAAAACAGCAAGAACUUGGCCACUUCCCGCGAUGUACCAGUGAUAGCGGUGUUGGGUUCAGGUGGUGGAUUUCGUGCCAUGGUAGGGUUUUCUGGAGUUAUGAAAGCACUCUAUGAAUCAGGAAUUUUAGACUGUGCAACAUAUAUUGCUGGUCUAUCUGGAUCUACAUGGUACAUGUCAACUUUGUAUUCUCACCCAGAUUUCCCAAGGAAAGGACCAAAGGAGAUUAAUGAAGAAUUGAUGAACUGUGUCAGUCAUAACCCACUUCUGCUGCUCACUCCACAGAAAGUCAAACGCUACAUUGAAGCAUUAUGGAAUAAGAAACGUUCUGGGCAGCCUGUAACAUUCACUGAUAUCUUUGGAAUGUUGAUAGGGGAAACACUUAUCCAAAAUAGGAUGAAUACCACUUUGAGCAAGAUGAAAGAGAAAGUCAAUGAGGCACAGUGUGCUCUGCCACUCUUUACUUGUCUCCAUGUCAAACCUGAUGUGUCAGAACUUAUGUUUGCAGAUUGGGUGGAAUUCAGUCCAUAUGAGAUUGGUAUGGCGAAGUAUGGCACAUUUAUGCCUCCUGAUUUGUUUGGAAGUAAAUUUUUUAUGGGAACAGUGGUGAAAAAACAUGAAGAAAACCCCCUGCACUUCUUCAUGGGCGUCUGGGGCAGUGCAUUUUCUAUAUUAUUUAACAGAGUACUUGGAGUUUCCAAUUCUCAUAAUAAAGGUCCCACCAUGGAGGAAGAAUUAGAAAACAUUAGACUAAAACAUCUUGUGAGCAAUGAUAGUUCAGACAGUGAAGAUGAAUCACAGGGACCAAAAGGCUCUGAAAAUCUUGAGGCUGCAAAAGAACUUCAAAGUAGCAGUCAAGAAAGCUGGGUCCAGCGCAUGCUGAUGGCCUUGGUGGGAGAUAGUUCCCUUUUCAACACCAGAGAAGGGCGUGCUGGGAAAGUACACAACUUUAUGCUGGGCUUGAACCUCAACACAUGGUACCCACUCUCCCCUCUAGCAGGCCUGGGUACUCAGGAAUCUGUGGAGGAGGAUGAAAUGGACACGGCAGUCGCAGAUCCUGAUGAGUUUGAGAGGAUAUAUGAGCCACUAGAUGUGAAGAGUAAAAAGAUUCAUGUAGUGGAUAGUGGGCUCACCUUUAACCUGCCAUACCCCCUUAUCUUAAGACCUCAGCGAGGUGUUGAUCUCAUAAUCUCCUUUGAUUUCUCUGCAAGGCCAAGUGACUCCAGUCCUCCUUUCAAAGAAAUUUUGCUUGCUGAAAAAUGGGCCAAAAUGAACAACCUUCCUUUUCCAAAAAUAGAUCCACAUGUGUUUGAUCGAGAGGGCCUGAAGGAGUGCUAUGUUUUCAAACCCAAGAAUACUGAUACAGAGAAAGACUGUCCAACCAUCAUCCACUUUGUUCUGGCAAACAUCAACUUCCGGGAAUACAAAGCUCCAGGUGUUCCAAGAGAAACUCAGAAAGAGAAGGACUUUGCUGACUUCGAUAUUUUUGAUGAUCCUAAUACGCCGUUCUCUACCUUCAACUUCCAAUAUUCCAAUGAAGCUUUCAAAAGGCUUCAUGAUCUAAUGGAAUUUAACACUCUGAAUAACUUAGACGUGAUGAAGCAAGCAAUAGUGGAAAGCAUUGAAUACAGAAGACAGAAUCCAUCCCGCUGCUCUGUGUCCCUCAGCAAUGUUGAGGCAAGAAAAUACUUCAACAAGAACUCUCCAAGCACUAACCAUACAUAGGAUAUGUACUGCAGGUGCCACUCCUUCAAGAAAUUUGCUAAAUCUACGUAACUGGAUUUGGACAUGCGUUACAACAUACCAUUGCUCAGGUGAAGGGGCCAUGCAAAACAGAGGAAAGCAUUUUUUGUGAAAUUUCAUGUUUCAUUGUGAUUUGUACUUUUUUACAUUUUUGUUUUGCAUCUACAAACAUUUACAAAAUUCCAGCAUAAAUUGCCAUUUCUUUAUUUUAAAAAAUACAGAAUUGUGCAUGCUUUGGAUGCAAAGUAAUUUGGUUCAAAAUGCUCCUAUUUUUGUAAAACAUCUGCCAAUUUCAUGAAUAUUUUCUCUCAAUAUUUUCCAUUUUAAAUGUUUGUUAAAGUGGCGACUGUGCCCGGGUUCCUGGAAGGGCCACACUGAGAAUUAAUCAAACCAGUAACAAAACAGCUUUUGUAAUACCACACUGGUUAACCAGAAGCCAAACACAAUCCCCUGUAAACAUUCUAGCCCUUGGCUCCCAUCCAGACAACCAAGUCUAAUACAGUGAGGGGUUACUGAAAACCCAUUUCAUUAUAUGUGAGGUUCUUUCUAAUCCCAAAAGAUCAGAUACAUACCUCCAGGUCAAUAUGAAUCUCACUCAGAUACCAUGCUGUCAGCCAAUCUUUAGUAAACAAACUAAAGUUUUAAUAAUAAAAGAAGAGAGUUAUAAAUGGUUAAUAGAUCACAUACAUGCAAAUAAUUCCAAGUCCUUAUAUCAAGUUUGUAGCAAUGAUGGAAUAGAUCAGGGUGGCCAACCUGUGGCUCCGGAGCCACAUGCAGCUCUUCAGAAGUUAAUAUGCGGCUCCUUUUAUAGGCACUGACUUGGGGGCUGGAGCUACAGGUGCCAA
This is a messenger RNA of Chrysemys picta bellii (western painted turtle), 3385 nucleotides long. Lineage: Eukaryota; Metazoa; Chordata; Testudines; Emydidae. The record is from RefSeq and is a predicted model, not a curated record.